AUGACAAGCGUCGCCCUUAGCACUGCUCUUCUCCUUCCAGGGGACUUGGAGCGAAAUGCUGAGUACAGUGAGUAUGAGAACUACGCUUUAAUGCUCCAGCACUCCGUUCAAGCCAUCCAGCAUGCCCAUUCGUUUUCAAUGCAAUCUUUUAAGAAUCGGGAAAGAAUGACUGAGAUGAAGAAGGAGUUUUCUGCCCUGCAGAAGACCAACAAAGGUCUUCAACUAAAAAUGAAGAAGCUGGAAGAGCAGGCCGAGGCUGCAACUAAGGCCCAACAGAUAGCUGAGGAAAAAGCUGAAUCAGCCGAGGCCAUAAUGAAGGUUGCUGAAGCCGAGAAGAUAGAGGCCGAGGAUAGAAAGGCCCAAGCCGAAAAGGAACUGUAG
This is a messenger RNA of Camellia sinensis, 381 nucleotides long. RefSeq lists its product as uncharacterized. Lineage: Eukaryota; Viridiplantae; Streptophyta; Magnoliopsida; Ericales; Theaceae. The record is from RefSeq and is a predicted model, not a curated record.